This is a messenger RNA of Gambusia affinis (western mosquitofish), 4352 nucleotides long. RefSeq names its product pleckstrin homology domain containing, family M, member 3 (gene plekhm3). The record is from RefSeq and is a predicted model, not a curated record. Bases 636 to 3101 code for a protein of 821 amino acids. The transcript has 8 exons. NCBI's taxonomy places the organism in Eukaryota, Metazoa, Chordata, Actinopteri, Cyprinodontiformes, Poeciliidae.
UUAAAUAACAGACAUAUCACAAAACAAACUAAAUAGAUAUGCUAUUUUUUAACAUAUUGUAUUGAGAUGUUUUUCUAAUCUGUCAAACGUGUAAUAGGAAUUGAUUUACUAAGACAUUAUUUUCUUGGGUAAAGACAGAGCUGUAAACAAGUCAAUUGCUAUUUUUUUAUUUUAAAAAAGUACUACAUGUUUGUUCAUUUAUUUUUUUUAUCCAGUGCAUCAGAUUUUGAUCAAUGUUUUUCUGGGCAUCUGCCUUUUUUAUUUCCAUGGGAACGUUUUGUGGAACCUUAUUCUCCAGUCUGAGUUUCACGCCGAGGACUUCCGCUCUGACGGACUGGAAUGACAUCAUGGUAAACAGAGUAAGAGAACGAUCCAGACGCUCUCCGCCAGCUGACCUCACAGCCACCCAACAGCCAAGAGCAGAGCAUUGAUUUCAGUGUCAGGAUAGGGAAUUUGUAAUCGGGUAUCUUUGCGUGUUCACGGAAGAAAAAAGCAAACUUUCAGAAAAGGAAAAGAGGAAGACCUCUUCAGCCAGACUUCAAGAAACUAUUUGAGAAAUUCUCAGACAUCCUGAAGAUGGUUCUUCUAUUCAUACCUGACUCUCGUGCCCAGAAGACUCCAUUAUGUCCUUGUAAAUGUUAGUUUUGCUUAGUGGUCAUGAUUCCAGGGCUUUUGUUCCUGUUCUGGAAAACUGUCUUGCUACAAGAUUAGCUAGUCAGGGGAAGUCCUGUCCUUUCACAGCCAUGGAGGGCCUUGAGCAGCUUGAUGUGGUGGGUGACAUCAGCCCAGCUCUGGAAGCCACCGAGGACUUUAUCCACUCCAUGGCUGGGAUCCAGAGUCAAGGCCCGAGCCUCGCUCAAUCGAGCAACCACCGCCAGCCCGCGAGGGCGCCCAAGCAGCUGCAGGAUGUGUCCAGCUCCGCUCUGGGCAAGCUGAGCUCCAGCGGCGUGUGGAACCUGCUGGCCGGAGAGCAGCCGGAGGUGGGGCCCCUCGGCUUGGCCUGGGCCGACAACUUCAGCGUUCUGGGCCUGGGGAUGGGUCUGAGGCACAGGAAGAGGAGCCGGGCGCGCUCCACCAACGACCUGGUGGCCCACAUGCAGGAGUGCGCCAACAACGCCGGAAACGCCUCGUCGAAGUCGGUGUUUAAGAAGGGACACAAUCGGUCCAGGUCAGACGUCAACUACCGUCCGUCUGCGUACACGGACAAUGGGCUGCCCGCGGUGGACAGCGACACGCUGAAGAACAUGAUCUUCAACCAGCAGCAGGACGCUGACAAGCGCAGCAGCAGCAGCAGCAGCAGCAGUGUUGUGAAGCAGGGCGAGAUGGAGCAGCGCGAGGGCCCACGGGGCCGCUGGACAUCCUGCUACGUUGAGCUGACUCCCUGCGAGCUGCGGCUCUAUACUCUGGACAGCAGUGCCAAUCGCCAACUGGGCACUGCCUACUCUCUGUCGCACUGCCAGAGCGUCAUGGCCCCGGCACCCUGCAGCCAGUCCAGUCAGAUGAGCCAGGCUGGCGACAAGCGCACACUCCAGGCCUUGUUCUUCAACAGCACUCGUCUCCAACUGAGGGCGGCCAACCAGUGGGAAGCGAUGGAGUGGCGGCGGCUGAUGUGGGAGAAGGUUCAGGCAGCGAGGCCCGCGAGGCAGGACAACCGCAAGCAUAAGAACAGCGUGGAAAUUAAGCAGAGGUUUCCUGUACCAAUGUCACCUUCAUCUUCGCCCUCUCCCUCUGGGCUCGACACCCGACCCGACGGGGAUAGCGACACCCCAACGUCAUCUGAGGCGUCGCUUUCUGUGAACUCUGGAGUGUUGAGUCGGCCAACCACCCUCCCUCUGUUUAACCAGCGCUUCCAGGAUGUGCUGAAAGCGGGACUUCUCCACCUGCUGAUGGAUCAGAACAACUGGCGGGCCUUCACUUUCGUCUUGACGAGAUCUGCUCUUCAAGCUUUUCCGACUGAAGGCAGGGGGUCUGUGUCCCAAUCGGUCCUCCACUUCUCCCUAGCUUCCUGCUCGUCAGUACAACAGGAUCUUGCACCGGAGACCGGAGAGUCAUGGGCGGAUAAAGGGCAGUGUUUCCAGGCCACUUUCCCCAAAGAGCUCCUCAAGCUCAAGGCGGAUGAUCACCUGAAAGCCCAGGAAUGGGUGGAGGCGCUGCGGCAGGCAGUGGACGCGCAGAAGCUCACGCAAGAAGACAAGCGAGAAUCAGACGGACCUCCUGGUCUCCAAGGAGUGUUGUUGAGGUCCAAACCAUCAAGGGACAGGAAGCAGAGGGAGGCCCAGAGAGCCAAGCGGCAGUCCGUCACCACCAGUUUCCUCAGUAUUCUCACCUGUCUGGCUGUGGAGAAGGGGCUCACUGCCCAGAGCUUUAGGUGUGCAGGCUGCCAGCGUCCAGUCGGCCUGUCCAAAGGAAAGGCAAAAGUUUGCUACUACAGCGGCUGGUACUACUGCCAGAGCUGCCAUCAGGAUAACUCCUUCCUCAUCCCUGCGCGGCUGCUGCACAACUGGGACACCAGUAAACACAAGGUGUCCAAACAGGCCAAGGAGUUCCUGGAGUUUGUGUACGAGGAGCCGUUGCUGGACAUCCAGCAGCUCAACCCCUGCCUGUACGAACACUGCGAAGCGUUGAGCUCAGUGCUGCGCCUCCGUCAGCAGCUCCAGUCGCUCAGGGCCUACCUGUUCAGCUGCAGGGCGACCGUCGCCGAAGACCUGAGGCGACGGAUUUUUCCCAGGGAAUACCUUCUACAGCACAUUCACCUGUACUCUCUGGCUGACCUGCAGCAGGUGAUCGACGGGAAACUGGCCCCCUUCCUGUCCAAGGUGAUCAAAUUCGCCAGCUCCCACGUGUUCGGCUGCAGCCUGUGUCGAGAGAAGGGCUUCAUCUGCGAGCUGUGCCAGAACGGACAGGUCAUCUACCCCUUUCAGGAGAACGCCACGCGAAGGUGUGACGGCUGUGGCGCCGUUUUCCACGCGGAGUGUCGACAGAAAGCCCAGCCGUGUCCCCGCUGCGUCCGCAGAGAGCUCCACCACAAGCGGCCGUCGUCCUUCUGGUCGCCCGACGACGACAGCCCCGGCUGCUUUCACCUGCCGUACCAAGACACCUGAGGUCCGCCGCCGCGAGCGCAGAGGCCAGGAGCAAACGUGCCGGCAUGCAGCCGCCACACAGGACAAAGGGCCUGUGUGUGUUUUUUUUUUUUUGUUGUUUGUUUGUUUUUUUUAUUUUUAUUCCUGCAUCUGCAGGUUGGAGCUUGCUGCAGCUUUUUUGACCACAGGACGGAUGCAGCCGCGGAGCUUCCUGCGUCGUUCUGUACGGAAGGAGAAAAGAACCGAAUGCUGCAUAAGGCUCUACUGGCCCGAGUUCUCGUCACUCUCUAGUCACAUCUUCUACUCCCCAUCUUCACUUACCUCCUGCUCCGUGUUGAACACAACAAAUCGCAGCCGAUGACACUGGGAAGUGGAAGCGCAGAAACCUGGCUGCUUGUCGUAACCUCUUAGAGACGAAACUGUUAGUCAGCACACAGGACGACGAAGCAAAGCACAAAAUCUGCUGCUUUUCUUUUCCCGUCAUGAGGAGCCUGCUGAUGCUUUUUUGAUUAAUUUAUUUUUCAUCCUAGAUUAAAAAUAACACAGGAAAAUGGAUUAAUCUAUUGUGGAUUAAAAAGAGAAACAAAAUAUAUCUGCUCUUAAGGGCUAUAAGCCUUCCAAGAAUGUUGUUGCACUCUAAAUUACGCAGAGAAUUAGCCUUUAGAAAUCACAUUGUGGGGGAGUUGUGUCUGUCUUGAAGCAAUACCCCGGUGCGUUUAGGUAUCAUGAAGGUACCUGGCAGUAAUAUUCCUGAAAAAGUAUGAAAUAUGGUGUAGAAAAAAAAUCUUCUUUUUUUUUUUUUUUUUUUUACAUUGAUUUCUACUUGGCAAUAGUUUAUCUUUUGAUUUGCCACAUUGGAACUUGCGUUUCUGUCAAAUUUUGAAUUCAUUUUAUUUUAAAUAUCCCAUUUUCCUUUGUGAAUUAUUAACAGGAUCCCACAGAUAAACACAACUCAUUCAGAAAUGCAGAUUUUGUCCUUACGGCCACUAGGCUGCUCGAUCAAGGUUCAAAACUGGUCCUAUGGGACCUUUAACUGGGUACGGUUUAGAAACCACAAUAAUCAUUAAAACCUCUUUGUUUUUUUAAUUUCUACAAAUAAAGACAUUCAACUUUAACAAGUCUAAGUUGGUCAAGUUGCCAAAAAACGGAGCAAAAUUACCUUUAGCACACUGUGUUUUGUGCACAAAUGUCCAGAAUGUCAUUAAAGCUGCAGGAAAAAUAAGGAGAUGUUUGGCCAAGAACAGAAUUUAUCUAGAAAUCUUGUUUUCACAA